AUGACUCUUGCUACUUAUAGCACGUUUACUUUUCCACUCCGAUCAUUUCGGUUAUUAGUGUUCGUCAAGAAAGCACAUUAUCACCACGGACCACAUAAUAUUGACCUUUUCCACGACAAAAAUUGGAUUGUCAAAAGACCUACAUUCCUUAACUUACCCAAAAAUGAACUAACAAAGCCGGAUGUAUUUCAAUUUACUUUCAACAAGGGCGAUGGCGACAAUGUUUAUUUACAAGAUUCAUUAUUUAAAGAUAAUCUUGAUAAAGCGAUGCAAUAUGUCUAUAAUGAAAAAUUGACGUCCUUGGAUUCCAAACAGGUACCAAUAAAGAAUCUUGCUUGGUUGAACUUAAGAAAUUCUAUAUACAAACAACUAAAAGAUCCAAAGCAACAAGCCCAAUCCUAUGUACCUUCCAUAAGCGAAAUCAUACAUCCUUCGUCUCCAGAUAAAUUAAUCUCGCUGCUGAUAAAUUGCAAUAAAAUCAACAAUUCCGUCUGGAGAUCCAUUCUAAAAGAUUCUCAGAGCAAUGAUAUAAGUACUUUAGAUAAAUUUAUUCACAUCCUGCAACAAACCUAUGACCAUACCUAUGAACAGGAUAUCUUGCCUAUGAUGACGAAUACAGAUGAUACAGAUGGCGCCCACAAUGUUGACAUAACAAAUCCGGCAGAAUGGUUCUCAGAGGCAAGGAAGAUUAGAAGACAUAUAAUUAUGCAUAUUGGGCCCACAAAUUCAGGCAAAACCUAUAGAGCACUACAGAAACUGAAAUCUGUGGACCGUGGAUAUUACGCAGGGCCAUUAAGGCUAUUGGCAAGAGAAGUAUAUGAUAGAUUUCAGAAUGAAAAGGUUAGGUGCAAUUUGUUGACUGGAGAGGAAGUUAUACGUGACUUAGACGAUAAGGGAAAUCCAGCAGGGCUAACAUCGGGUACAGUAGAAAUGGUACCGACGCAUCAAAAAUUUGAUGUUGUCGUUCUUGAUGAAAUUCAAAUGAUGUCUGACGUGGAUCGUGGCUGGGCUUGGACAAAUGCACUUUUAGGUGUGGUUUCUAAAGAAGUACAUCUUUGUGGUGAAAAAAGUGUUCUCCCUUUGAUCAAAAGCAUUGUUAAAAUGACUGGAGAUAAACUAACAAUUAACGAAUAUGAGAGAUUAGGGAAGUUAAGUGUUGAAGGUAAACCUGUUAAGGAUGGGAUUAAGGGUUUGCGUAAAGGAGAUUGUGUCGUCGCAUUCUCGAAAAAGAAAAUAUUGGAUCUCAAGCUAAAGAUAGAGAAAGAUACCAAUUUGAAAGUUGCUGUAAUUUAUGGUUCCUUACCGCCUGAAACGCGUGUUCAGCAAGCUUCUCUAUUCAACAACGGAGAAUAUGAUAUAAUGGUAGCAUCAGAUGCUAUUGGUAUGGGACUAAAUUUGUCUAUUGACAGAGUUGUAUUCACCACAAAUAUGAAAUAUAAUGGUGAAGAACUAACGGAAAUGACUUCCUCUCAGAUCAAGCAAAUCGGGGGUCGCGCCGGAAGGUUCAAAUCUAGUUCUACAAGUAGAGAAGUGCCUCAAGGUUUUAUUACCAGUUUCGACUCAAAGGUCUUGAAAUGUGUGAAGAAAGCUAUAGAGUCUCCCGUGGAAUAUUUAAAAACUGCUGUUACGUGGCCUACAGAUGAGAUUUGUGCUCAGUUGAUGACUCAAUUCCCACCAGGUACGCCGACCAGUGUUUUAUUGCAAACUAUUUCAGAUGAACUAGAAAGAAGUUCUGGCAACCUGUUCACGUUAUCUGAUUUAAAGAACAAACUAAAAAUCAUUGGCUUAUUCGAACACAUGGAGGAUAUUCCAUUCCUUGAUAAAUUGAAAUUAAGUAAUGCGCCCGUGAAGGACAUGCCUAUGGUCACUAAAGCCUUCACUAAGUUUUGUGAGACAAUAGCGAAGAGGCACACAAGAGGACUAUUGUCGUACCGAUUACCUUUCAACCUUCUAGACUACAAUUGUAUACCUAAUGAGAGUUAUUCUUUAGAGGUUUACGAGUCAUUGUACAACAUCAUCACAUUAUACUUCUGGCUCAGUAACAGGUACCCGAACUACUUCAUUGACAUGGAGUCUGCCAAAGAUUUGAAGUAUUUCUGCGAGAUGAUUAUUUUUGAGAAACUUGAUCGAUUAAAAAAGAAUCCUUACGCACGCAAGCCCUUUGGUUUUACAAGAAGCCUGCUUCCAUCCUUGAAAAGAAGAUCACCUACAUAA
Saccharomyces mikatae IFO 1815 is the source of this 2214-nucleotide messenger RNA. It is a transcript of the gene SUV3, whose product is annotated as ATP-dependent RNA helicase SUV3. The transcript has a single exon. Gene Ontology annotation, biological process: mitochondrial RNA 3'-end processing; RNA catabolic process. The coding region runs from base 1 to 2214 and encodes 737 amino acids. Gene Ontology annotation, molecular function: hydrolase activity, acting on acid anhydrides; RNA helicase activity; ATP binding. NCBI's taxonomy places the organism in Eukaryota, Fungi, Ascomycota, Saccharomycetes, Saccharomycetales, Saccharomycetaceae. The record is from RefSeq and is a predicted model, not a curated record. Gene Ontology annotation, cellular component: mitochondrial degradosome.